CGGGGCUACCGCUAACCAGCGCCCAGCGGAGUCCGGCCCGCAGCGCUCUCUCCCCGGUAUGCUGCCCGCUGACAGCGCCAUGACCUCCAUCGUGCAAAGAAUAGCCCGCCAGGCCCUCGUCACCUUCAGGAGCCCUCCCCGGGUCGGCGAGGACUCCAGCAGGUCAUUCCUGGAGAACCAAAGCAAGCUGCAGAGCCUGCUGACGGAAGUGCGGGCUGCAGACUUGAAGCUGGCCCCUCGGAGGAGCAGCGACAACCCGCCCGUCGCGACCCCCCCUGCGUUCCCGCACCACCAGGGAGGCCCCCCCGUCACCUACAUGCACAUCUGCGAAACCGACCAGUUCAGCAUGGGGGUGUUCCUGCUGAAAAGUGGAGCAAGCAUCCCCUUGCACGACCACCCGGGCAUGCACGGCAUGCUCAAAGUCAUGUAUGGGAAGGUCAGGAUCAGCUGCUUCGACAGGGUGGAGCAUGGAGCAUGCAUACCCCCUGCACCUGCACUGCCCCCGGGUCAGAGGAGCGCUCUGCGGGGGUCGGUGCUGCGCUCCACCGCAGAGUUCACAGAGGAGAGCGGUCCCUGCGUGCUCUCACCUGAGCGGGACAACCUGCACCAGAUUGAUGCAGUGGAUGGACCCACGGCGUUCAUGGACAUACUGGCCCCGCCGUACGACCCUGAGGACGGGAGGGACUGUCACUACUACAAGGUGCUGACUGAUGUGGAGGGCAAAGAGGAGGAGGAGGUCUGGCUGAUGGAGAUCUCACAGCCUGCAGACUUCUGGUGUGGAGGAGAGCCGUACCCAGGUCCUGAGGUCUGCCUUUGAUCCAUCUGACUCACCUGCAGCAGCAAAAUGUCUUUUUUUUCUCCCCUCUAUGUUAUUUUUUUUAGCACUUGGUGGGACAGUAAAGGGUCACUCUAAAUCCUGAAUCCAUGUGAAUUGUAGUUGAGCUGCUCCUGCACAGCACAAACAUUAUGUGAGAUGUUGUAAACAGUGCUGCCCCCUGCUACUCUGUUUCCAAAAGGUGAAAUAUAAUGACUUUCCAUUUCACUUUAAAACAAAAUUGGCAAUAUAACCAACAUCCUGUAUGAACUGUGAUCCCGGAGGUCUGCCUCUGAUCCAUCUGACUCACCUGCAGCGGCAAAAUGUCUUUUUUCUUUCUAGGGCUGGUCUGAUUUAUGGGGCUUUUUUUUUUGGCACUUGGUGGGACAGUAACGGGUCACUCUAAAUCCUGAAUCCGUGUGAAGCCUAGUUGAGCUGUUCCUGUAGAGAAACAACACAGCACAAACAGUAUGUGACCUUGUUGUGAGGUGUUGUAAACAGUGCUGCCCUGCUAUGGCGAACAGCUGCAACUCUGCUUUCAAAAGGUGAAAUAUAAUGGUUAAACUUUCCAUUUCACUUUAAAACAUAAUUGGCAAUAUAAUCAACAUCCUGUAUGAACUGUGAUCGCUCUCUGUGUCUGUUUUUAAGGAUACAAUGAGCAGAAAAGCAGCUACAGUAGUUGAGUACUUUAACUUCUCCUACUAUAACAAUUUUCAGAUAUUUCUUUAACCCCCAGAAGGGGAAGGCAAUCCAUUUUUUCUUCAAUUUUCUUACUUAAGAAACUUAAUUCCGUGAUGUUAUCCAAGUCCAAGUUUGGCACUGUUUUCUCUAAAAUAUCUCAGAUCAUAUGGGAAAAGACAUUUGAGUCUGCAGGUGUUGAUGAUUAUCAGCUGUAACAAGGGAAAGAGAGGACUUGUGAGGUCACAUGCUGCCUCAUAUAUCACCCAAAAAGUCUCUUUCUGAUGGAUUUAGUUUAAUGAAAGGUGGUGUCAUUGUUUGAACCACUACAGGAGCAUAUCACCAAUCAGCUGAAAGUUUAAGAAAACUAAAAGCACCAUAAUUGGAGCCACAAACGCCGUGAGCAUGGAGCUAAAAUAUGACCUCGAAAGGUAUUUUUGCAGGAGAAAAGCCAAGAAAUGACAAAUUGAUGAUGUGCAGGAUGCUAAUGCUGCGUUCAAGAAAAGUCAGGAAGUCUGCUGCUUGCAUGUUGGAAGAAGUUGGUGCUUCAAGUUCCGAUUCAAAAAUUUGGAGAAGGCUUCUGAUCACUUUGAACAUUACACACCAAUAAUUUUCUAUAAUCUUUAAAUGCACAACAUUUCAGCUUUCAGUAUUGCAUGAAGUAUUUGCUUUUGGUAGAACACUAACACUAAAAAUGUGCAGUUAUACUAACAGUUGCUGCAAUGCAUACACCUCUCCACGCCGCAGCACUGGAACAUAAUAGUCCAAUUUAUAAUCUACUUGUUGGGAAAUUCCAGACUUCUGACUGCGUCUUGAAUGCAGCAUUGGAAGUAGAUGUGUCCCAACCUGAGUCUGUGGAAGUUCCCCCAGACCAAAGAGGGACUUCUGUCCAAGUGUUUCUAAUCGUCUUCCCGCUUCAGGCUUUGUGGCGUUUUAUUCCAGUCGGAUUAAGAACUGAAUCUUCAAGUCUGUUUUUUUGAAGACUCAAAUAUAUCUGCAGGUUUAUUUUCUUUGCGUUGUGUUUAAAACUCUAGAGACUGUAGACUUCCUUCUUUUUGUUUGAUCCUCAGGACUGUUUGUGAUUUGCAUAGCUGACUGAUUUUCAGGAGACUGUUUUGAAGGAUGUGAUUUAAGCUUCUCAGCACAAAGUGUGACUGUCUGUUAGCGCGUGAGAAAAAGAGAGGUUUUCAUUGAUCGGCCACAAUGUAAAAAAAAAAAAAAAAUGUCAGUGUGAUUACAAUUUGCAUUGGAAUGAAUCAGAACUGAA
Molecule: messenger RNA, 2759 nt
Organism: Anoplopoma fimbria (sablefish)
Lineage: Eukaryota; Metazoa; Chordata; Actinopteri; Perciformes; Anoplopomatidae
Gene: adob
Product: 2-aminoethanethiol (cysteamine) dioxygenase b
Exons: 1
Coding region: 59-817 (252 amino acids)
Cellular component (GO): mitochondrion
Molecular function (GO): oxidoreductase activity, acting on single donors with incorporation of molecular oxygen, incorporation of two atoms of oxygen
Source: RefSeq, a predicted model, not a curated record